Cylas formicarius (sweet potato weevil) is the source of this 671-nucleotide messenger RNA. RefSeq names its product gonadal protein gdl (gene gdl). The record is from RefSeq and is a predicted model, not a curated record. The transcript has 4 exons. NCBI's taxonomy places the organism in Eukaryota, Metazoa, Arthropoda, Insecta, Coleoptera, Brentidae. The coding region runs from base 99 to 632 and encodes 177 amino acids.
UUUUGAGAAUUUGGGUGGAGGUCUCGUGCGAAAAAUGAUCCCACAGAAAUAAGAAAAGAAGAAGAAGGUUAUUUUUGGUUGUUCAAUAAGUUAAUAUAAUGGACGAAUCUCAGCUUUUACAAAAGAAGUUGUAUUUCUUAUUGGAAGAAUUACAAAAUAUGGCUAGUGAAUUGUCGCCAAAGUAUCAAAUGCGUUUACCUUAUGAACUUUUGUCUAGUUUGGCCAAUUGCCUGUUAAAUGAAACGGUAUUUGAGAUCGUGAAGGGAUUGUUGGAGAUACAGCAAGUAACAGAGCAGCACCUUUUCCAGCAAAGAUUGCAGUUUAUUAAUUCAAAAAAAAGUUUGUUGAAAACACAAUUUGAAGAACAAGAUUUAUUGAAGACAUAUGAAAAUGAUUCAGAUAAGAAGAUAGAAGUUUUACAAAAGUUUAUGAUUAAACAGAAAGAAGAACUAAAAGCUUUUGAUAUGAAACUGGUACUUGAGUUAGAUAAAAAAGUUGCCGAUCAACAACACAUUUUGGAACAAGCCGGAGUUCCAGGUUUCUACCAUACAAAAAAUCCAUUAGAAGUUAAAGUUCAAAUGCACCUUUUAGAUUUUCUGUUAAGGUUAAGCUGCAUGCAAAUGCCUGUUUAAUGUGUGUGGAUAUUUUUUCUAAUUAAAAUAUUGAAAACA